CGAGAGAAAUAAUCCAGGGAGGUGGUUACACCGACUUGUAAUCUACUAAGCGAGCAUCUACGUAUAUAAAGUGGCCGGGGCAAGACGCAGGUUCAGAAGCCUUGCAUCGCUCGUACUAACAACCCACGGGAAUAAGGGCACGUGACACCUUUUUUUUUGGUGUGCAUUCGGAGAAAUUCAGCGGUGGACACGUGAGAGGGAUUAAGGAUUCGGUAUUAGAGAUUAGAACCAUGAAGGUUGCUCUGGUGCUAUUGGUCAUCGGUGCAGUGAGUGCUGCCCUUGCCAGUCCACUCGAUAAAAUCGAGAAAAUCGGUGUUGUUGAGCAGCAAACUGUGAUCCUAACUGAACGAGCUAAACACGAGGAGGAACUCAUGCGAAAGCUCAACAACAAGUGCUCUCAGAAUGACAUCAGCAGCUGCGUUAUGCUCAAACUCGUCACAUACAUGAACAAACUCAUGAAGAAGGUGUCCAUUGAGUUGACGGAUGACAUUGAGAUAAAAAAGACGAGUCAAGCGACUGAGGAGGUUGUUGCGUACGAGUCUGGUAGGAGCAAUGACGAGGACUCCGAGUUCAUGGACUUGGUGUCCAGCAAGGUAUUGGCCUUCAUGAAGUCCAGGAGCAUCAAGUGGAGAGUACUCCCUGAAGAUGAUGUUGUUGUGUCAGCAUCCGAGGAUGAGACUGGCUCCCUGAAUCUCGGUCUGUCCAUCGAAAGAUCUGAGAGCCCCGUUGCUGAAGGACGUGGAAAGAAGAACAACAUGGGACCGUUUCUUGCGGCAGCAGUCCUCAAGAUCGGUCUGGUAGGUGCCCUAGCGUUCAAGGGUCUGGCUCUCCUCGUUGGCAAGGCCCUUCUCCUCUCGAAAAUAGCACUUCUUCUGGCGAGUAUAAUCGGUCUGAAGAAGCUCUUCUCACACCAGAAACAUGUUACCUACGAGGUGGUGGCACAUCCCCAUCACUCCUCCAGUCAUUCCUACAGCGCAGAUCACGGUCACGGCGGUGACAGCUACUCAAGUGGUUGGGCAAGAAAUUUCCACAGUCAGGCAAUACCAGAUCAGCAACGCACAGGCCAAGAACUAGCCUAUUCAGCUCACGUUCCAUCAGUCUGAAUCAUCCCCCCAGACUCACCACCAUCACAACCAUCAACCGAGAAUCAACGACUUUUCAUCGAUCCUCGACCGAUAUUAAUUAAAAAAGCGUCUGAGGAUCAACUCUGAAGCUCAAGCGAUCUCUCGCAAUCGUGGAUCCAAUCAUGGACACAAUCAUGAAACACUAUCAUGAAUCAAAUCAUCAUCAUCAUUCCGUCAUAUUUUUUAUUAUUGUAUCCAGAGCCCUGGUAUUCUCAAGCACAAAUGACCACACAAGGACGCAAACGGACAUGGUCACUAACAGACGUUAAAACAACGGGUACACAUUUUCAUUUUUUCCGUAGAUUUUAAUGCACUCGACGUGAUAGAGGACGGACUAGAUAACGGACGGCGCUAAAAGCGGUAUUAGAAUUACGGAUGCGUACAAAAGGAGGUGCGUGUCUGGAGCCGAUGAGCACUUAGACACCGCCUACUUUCCCAUGAUUAUUUCACUUCUCAUUUUGGUUUUUCCAUUUCUCAUUUCUCUUCAUGGUCAUUCCAUCUGUACUUUUCCUUCUCUUAUUUCUUUUAUUUCUUUUAUUUCUUUUAUUUCUUGUCUUUCCUGUCUUUCUUGUAUUUCUGGUCUCCCUUGUCUCCCUUUUUUCUCAUUCGACUCAUUUUCUAUCAUCGACGUUAAAUGACGUGAACCCACUGGACUGCUCACUAAUUACCAAUCUUAGACUGAUACAGUAGCUGAAUUUUCGUACUCAUUAUAAUCAUCACCACAAGACAGAAUUAUUAUUUAUUUGACAUUUAUUAUUCUCAUUCUCAUGAUCGGACAGUUAAUGACGGGACGAGUUACCAGGGGCGUUAAUUACUUAUCAUUAGCUCAUUUAAUAAGGUCUCGUCGUAUAACUUCCUCUCCCCUAUCAUUGUUGGUUAUUACUUAACGAUUAUCAUUAAUUUAUUGAUGUUUGUUUAUCAGCUCCAAGCUCCUACUUACUGUUGUUUGUCUGGGAGAAAGGAAAUUGUAUAAUAACUGUUGUCACGGAUUUAUGUGUGAAAUAAAUGUAUUUAUUACUGUUUUUUUUUAA
Molecule: messenger RNA, 2155 nt
Organism: Fopius arisanus
Lineage: Eukaryota; Metazoa; Arthropoda; Insecta; Hymenoptera; Braconidae
Gene: Osi3
Product: Osiris 3
Exons: 3
Coding region: 231-1103 (290 amino acids)
Cellular component (GO): membrane
Source: RefSeq, a predicted model, not a curated record